UGUAUCCAUCUAUCUAGCUAUUAUUGAUGCUAUUGCCACCAUAACACAAAACCAACAACCAACACCUAGACCAAACUUGCCCGCCGUCGGAGCCACGAUGAGCGCCGUGUGCUUUUUCUUGGCGUGCCUGGCGGCAGCUCUGCAGCCAACGUCGGCCACCGAGGCUGGAAGCGGUGGGAUCUUGCAUAUCCCUUCCGCCGCCGACCUGGCUCGGGCUCGCUGCCCUUCCAGAUGCGGUAGUGUUGCCAUUCACUACCCAUUUGGGGUAGGGCCGGGCUGCUUCCGGCAAGGCUUCGAGCUCACCUGCAACAGCACCGCUGGUCAUAAGAGGCUCUUUCUGGGCAACAGUACCACUGAGGUCCUUGCCAUAAAUCCCCGAGGAGAUCUACUUCAAGUCUCUCCUAUCCACUUCAACGUCACCAUGAAACCAGCUGGAGGCUAUUCGUGUCGGUGCCCCAGUUACGCAGAUGAUGAGAAUCCGUACAUUAUGGACGGCUGUCAAGCAAGUUACACACCCAAUCCUAAAGAAGGUUGCAAGAGAUUAUGCGGGAACACAAACAUUCCCUUUCCUUUUGGGCUUGAAAAAGAUUGCUAUGCUGCCGAAAAGUUUCGGCUUAAUUGUACAUCAGAAAACAUCACAAUUCUUGAUCGAAGUGCCAAAUACAUUGUGGCCAACAUUUUAGUGAAUGAAGGAUAUCUUACUGUUAGAGAAAUACAAAACAACUCAAGGUACAGCGAUGAAGAUCUUGUGAUAGUAAGUUAUACAAGCGAUGGGCGCGUGGUACUAGAUGACAUCGUCGAUCGAUAUGGUUUUUAUUUAUCUGAAGAAUACGGCAUGAAGAUGUGGUGGUCUAUCGAUAAUUUAACCUGUCCGGUUGAUAUGAGCAAGCAAAGAAGUGCUACGUACGCAUGCCGCAGUGUCAAUAGCGCCUGCAUUCCUGUCACCCGCCGCCAUGGGAAUGAGACGAAGCAGCUCGGCUAUCGUUGCCAGUGCUCUCCCAAUUACGAGGGAAAUCCAUACACACCGGAUGGCUGCACAGAUGUCAACGAGUGUUUGUUGAUGAAUACUUGCAAUGGCACAUGCAAAAAUUAUCCUGGGGGCUAUAGUUGCAACACCUGCACUCAUGGAAAAGAGUUUGAUCCAAUAAAAAGGAGAUGUGUCACAUCAGCAAAGAGACGCAGUCUUCUCUUAGGUAUUGGAAUUGGAAUUAGUUGUGGUCUUGGUGCCAUAAUACUUGGGCUAGGUAUAGUGGCAUUCAUCAGUAAGUGGAAGAGAGGUAUACAGAAGAGAAUACGAAGAGCAUACUUCAAGAAAAAUCAAGGCCUACUCUUGGAACAACUAAUAUCAGAUGAAAGUGCCACUGAUAAAAUGAAGAUAUUCUCCUUGGAGGAAUUAAAUAAAGCAACCAAUAACUUUGAUGUCAGUCGUGUUCUUGGCCGUGGAGGACAUGGCACUGUUUACAAAGGAAUUCUAUCUGAUCAACGUGUAGUGGCUAUCAAAAAGUCAAAGCUAGUGGAGCAAACUGAGAUUGACCAGUUUAUCAAUGAGGUUGCCAUCUUAUCACAGAUCAUUCACCGGAAUGUGGUCAAGCUUUUUGGUUGUUGUCUUGAAACAGAGGUGCCUUUGUUGGUCUAUGAGUUCAUAUCCAAUGGCACACUAUAUGAUCUUCUUCACAUCGAUGUAAGUGUUAAAUGCUUACUUUUAUGGGAUGAUCGUAUUAGGAUCGCAACAGAAGCUGCAGGUGCUCUUUCUUAUCUCCACUCAGCUGCUGCGAUACCAAUUUUCCAUAGAGAUGUGAAAUCUUCCAAUAUACUCCUAGAUGGCAACUUUACUACCAAGGUUUCUGACUUUGGUGCUUCGAGGUCUUUAUCACUUGAUCAGACACAUGUAGUGACAAUUGUACAAGGAACUUUUGGUUACUUAGACCCCGAGUACUACCACACCGGGGAGCUAAGUGAGAAGAGUGAUGUUUAUAGCUUUGGAAUUAUACUGGUGGAGCUUCUGAUGAGAAAAAAGCCAAUUUUUAUUAAUGAACAAGGUAUGAAACAAAGCUUGGCUCAUUACUUUGUGGAAGGCCUUCAGCAGGGAGUUCUCAUGGAAAUCAUGGAUCCCCAAGUUGCAGAAGAAGCGAACCAGAAUGAAAUUGAUGACAUUGCCUCAGUUGCGGAAGCAUGCUUGAAAACCAAAGGAAAAGAAAGACCUACCAUGAAAGAGGUAGAAAUGAAGUUGCAACUCCUAAAAACUAGAAGGUUAAGAAGUCAACUUCCUCGCAUAAAUGAUGGAGAGAUCGAGUCACUUGGGUGCUUAAAUGGCACUAGCUCUCAUGCACAGAGCAACAGCAUUGUCAGUAAUGUUGGCUUAACACCUACAUGCAGCUCCGGAAAGUAUAGUCUGGAGCAAGAGUUUUUGGACUCGGCCAGCUUGCCACGCUAGCGAAGCACACAGUGGGAUGAUCGUCUGCUUACUAUGAUUCUCCGGUGCAUGUCAGUUACCCUACACGUGCUUAUAUAUAGAAAAACUAUGUAAUGUACUACGUAGUUUCUUUUAGUGGGAGUAUGCCAUGUAAAUUCCUGAAUUGUGUUUGUAGCCUAUCUUAUGUGUGUAAUUUCUUUAGAAGACAACUCGUUGCAAUUAAGCUACGGUGAUGAAUAAAGGUAUUUCACCGUGUUUUUUUGUUUGAACAGAAAAAA
Molecule: messenger RNA, 2691 nt
Organism: Triticum dicoccoides
Lineage: Eukaryota; Viridiplantae; Streptophyta; Magnoliopsida; Poales; Poaceae
Product: wall-associated receptor kinase 3-like
Exons: 5
Coding region: 98-2434 (778 amino acids)
Biological process (GO): protein phosphorylation; cell surface receptor signaling pathway
Cellular component (GO): plasma membrane
Molecular function (GO): protein serine/threonine kinase activity; polysaccharide binding; ATP binding
Source: RefSeq, a predicted model, not a curated record